Molecule: messenger RNA, 2320 nt
Organism: Linum tenue
Lineage: Eukaryota; Viridiplantae; Streptophyta; Magnoliopsida; Malpighiales; Linaceae
Source: the annotation of a GenBank genome assembly
GUUCAUAACAGGUUUCAAUAAAAGAAAUAAAAAUUGCGGCGAUACAGACAGCAGCUGGAAGCCGUGAUUGGCAGCUUGGAUGUUGUUCCGAGGGCUGCUAGAGAGUGCUGCUUACCAAAAGUCCAAAAUAUCCCCACUUCCGAGAAAGACGCGAAAGAAGAGGGAGCGACUGCAGACUGAACUGGGAAUUGACAAAGACCAGCAGCUAUAGCCCUGCCGUGUUAACGCAUUCAAUUCUGGGCGUAGCGUAAACCCUAAACCUCCAAUCGCAGCAGUUACUUCGAAAUAUCAUCCAUCGAAACAAAGAAAGAAAAAUCAUCCCUGUUUGAUCUAAUCGUGCCGGAGUGACAGGCCGGCUUUUUUAUUAUUUGAUCCACGUCCAUGGCUUCUUCAGAGAUCGAGGUCGUAUCGCCGACGGAAUCCACUGUCCUUAGACAGCAGGUGCAGAACGAGAGACAGCACGGUGCUCCGAACGGGACGGCGCCGGCAUCAGCGUCGAACGUGGUGAAUGUUCAUUCCGCUUCGGCUUACGGAGAUUUCGAGAAACUGCGCUUCUAUGUCGAACAAGAGGGCGCCUCCGUCUCCAUACCCGACGGCAACGGCUACUAUCCUCUUCAGUGGGCUGCUCUCGGAAACUUCACUCACAUUGCUCUGUUCAUUAUCGAGCAUGGGGGUGAUGUCAAUGCUGCUGACAACUCACAGCAGACUGCUUUGCACUGGGCAGCAGUUAGGGGCUCGAUUGCUGUAGCAGAUUUGCUUAUUCAAAGUGGAGCUCGGGUUGAGGCAGCUGAUGUGAAUGGUUACCGCGCAGUUCAUGUUGCUGCUCAAUAUGGACAAACUGCUUUCCUAAAUCACAUUGUCGCGAAGUAUCUGGCUGAUUUUGAUGCACCCGAUAGCGAUGGCAGGAGCCCUCUUCAUUGGGCUGCAUACAAGGGCUAUGUAGACACAAUCAGAUUACUUCUCUUUCGAGAAGCUAGCCAAGGAAGACAAGAUAAAGAAGGCUGCACCCCUUUACAUUGGGCUGCACUAACAGGGCAUGCAGAGGCAUCUUCUGUACUUGUGCAUGCCGGCACAAAGAAAGAGCUAGCUGUGAAAGAUAAGGCCGGAUUUACUCCUGCCGAGCUUGCAUCUGACAAGGGUCAUCGGCAAGUUGCCCAUUUCCUUUCUAAUGCACUGCUGACACAAAGCAAUAGUUUGGGAAAGAAAUUGUGUGGUCGGAAGAUGAGGGACAUUGGAUUUGCUCCAUUGUUGUUGUCCAUGAUCCUCACUUGUGUCUUUCUUUUCGUUAAUUCGGUCAUUGCAGCUCCAAGUUUCCCAAAGAUAACAGCUGCUAUUGGGAUUUGGGCAAUGAUUGCACUCUCUCUAGCUGUUCUGGCACUGAUCAUGUUUCGCCGCUGUAGUAGCAAAGAUCCUGGUUAUAUCAAAAGACAGGAGGAUUUGGAUAAACAUGCUAAUACAGAGGAUCCACUCUUAAAUUUUGAUUUCAACAACUCUUCUGUAUGGAUUGGAGACUGGUCUCAGCUUUGUCCAACAUGCAAGAUAAUUAGACCUGUUCGAUCCAAGCACUGUUCCACAUGUAACCGCUGCGUGGAACAAUUUGACCAUCACUGCCCGUGGAUAUCUAAUUGUGUGGGCAAGAGAAACAAACGAGAUUUCUUCAUUUUCGUAGUCUUAGGGUUCUUGACGUCAUUAGUCGGUGGUGCUGUUACACUUUACAGAGUCUGGACUGCGCUGCAAUUUUUUCAUGUAGAUGCAAACUGGCUUCGGUUUCUGGUGUUCCAACAUCCUGGGAUUAUUGCAUUUAUGGUUUUAGACAGCUUUAUUCUGCUUGCUGCUCUGACUUUAACCAUAGCACAGGCGUUGCAGAUAGCACGAAACAUUACCACGAAUGAAAUAGCAAAUGCCAAGCGUUACGGGUAUCUGCGAGGACCAGAUGGGAAGUUUCAGAAUCCAUACAGUCAUGGCUGCAGAAAGAACUGUGUCGAUUUCUUCAUCCAUGGAUAUUUGGACGAUAACCAUGUUGCUUGGCCUCCAUUGGAGCAGAUUGCCACUGUGAACCACUAACAAAGGCAAAUGAGAGUGACCCCCGUUCUGCAGACCCAAAGUCCCAAACACGGAUUGUAUUCGUGGAGCUGUAAAUUUCACUCGAGGAAAGCUACGUGUAUAGGUACAGUUCAAUUGUUUGCGUAUCUAUUUCAUUUAUGUACUGGAAAUAUAUACCAAAUAAGGACUGUACUCGUACUUGUGUUCAUGUGACCAUUCCGAUAAUAUGUGAUAUUUAUGCUAUAGUUUUUUUGUGGCAUGAUUUUCUUACCAAACU